This is a messenger RNA of Nothoprocta perdicaria, 1153 nucleotides long. RefSeq names its product SRSF protein kinase 3-like. The transcript has 10 exons. The coding region runs from base 75 to 1055 and encodes 326 amino acids. NCBI's taxonomy places the organism in Eukaryota, Metazoa, Chordata, Aves, Tinamiformes, Tinamidae. The record is from RefSeq and is a predicted model, not a curated record. Gene Ontology annotation, molecular function: ATP binding; protein kinase activity. Gene Ontology annotation, biological process: protein phosphorylation; regulation of mRNA processing; spliceosomal complex assembly.
UGAGGACUGCAGCACCUGCACGGCAAGCCCUGGUUCCACUCUGCCACCCUUCCUUUGGAGCAGGAUCUGCUGCAAUGAUGGAAGAACAGGAGCGGGUGCAGGAGGAGGUACCUGCAGCCAAGCGCACAGGAAGGCACCACGCAGCACAAGAAGGAGAGGUGUUCAACAUGAGAUACCAGGCUCUGCGCAAGCUGGGCUGCGGGGCCUUUGCCACCGUUUGGCUGUGCCAAGACUUGAGGAGGAAGAAACACGUAGCUGUGAAGGUCCCCAGGAGCGGGCAGAGCUUCGCUGAGGCUGCCCAGGACGAGGUCGCUCUCCUCCGAUGUGUGAGCAGUAUGAGGAAGAAGGACCGGGCGGGAGAAAACAUCAUCUGUUUAUUAGAUGACUUCAGAAUGAUGGGAGAGAACGGCUUCCAUAUGUGCUUGGUGUUUGAAGCACUGGGUCCUUCUCUGAGAAGUCUGAUGGGCAACUAUGCAGCCCAGGGCCUUCCUUUGCCCUUUGUGAAAAAGUCUUUACAGCAGGUGCUGGCAGGCCUGCACUUCCUGCACAAACGCUGUCGGAUUAUUCAUACAGACAUCAAACCAGAGAACAUUCUGCUGUGUGUAGGGGACAAGACCCUCCAAAAGCUUCUACCUGAUGUUGUCGACUCCAGCCAGAGAACAGAGAUGGGGCUAAAGGGACCAGGAGAUGAUCUUGGCUAUCAACUGGAAGCCUGUGAUUUAAUGAACGUAGAAGUGAAGAUUGCAGACCUGGGCAGCGCGUGCUGGACGUACAAGCCUCUUUCAAAGGAGAUCCAGACCCAACCGUACCGUGCCCUGGAGGUGCUUCUUGGGUUAGACUAUGGUACUCCUGCAGAUAUCUGGAGCACAGGCUGCCUGGCAUUCGAAAUGGCAACUGGAGAGUGUCUAUUUGAUCCUCGACCUGGGAAAUAUUUCUCCAGAGAUGAUGAUCAUGUUGCUCGUAUUAUUGAGCUCCUGGGCAAAAUUCCUCCCCAAAUAGCUCUCUCCUGGAAGAAGUCAACAAAAUUUUUCAGCAGACCAGGUAAACGGGAGUAGGGAAGUUGGCUCUAAAAAUACUGUGGACCUCUGACACACUCCUACUCAGCUCCCAUUAGAGAACAACCCAAAUGAUUUCAAACAACACAGGCCAGAGG